AUGACGAUGCCUAAGGUGACCCCAACUUCUACUACCUUGAAGCGCUUCCCUCACAUCCAUGAUGACCCUUCUACCAUCCCCCAUUCCCUAGACCCCUUCACCAUCACCACCUCUACUGGUUUCCUGCCCUACCAGACCUCACCUACCACCCUACCUGAAGUCUUCCAGCCUCUGAUGUCCAUCCUGGACCGUAUGUCCGUCGUCAGGGAAGACGGUACUCCGGGUUUGUUGGCCACCUACGAACUAGGUCCAGUGGUCGAGUCCGAGUUGCCUGAUCUGACCGACGAGGUGGACAAGUUGGUCACUGCUGAUGGUCUCCCGGACUUGUAUACCAUCACGGCCCUGUUCAGGGACUACUCCUUCCUGGCAUCGUCUUACUUGCUUGAGCCUUGCUGGGAGAACUGGCGCAAGAACCCAGAUGGUGGUUAUGGUCUAGGGAGAGACGUGUUGCCUAAGGCUGUGGCCCGUCCUAUGUAUCAUUGUGCUCAGCUACUGGACAUCCCACCCUUCAUGUCCUAUGCUGCCGCUUACUCCCUCUUCAACUACCACCUUGCCGAACCAUCCAAGGGCUUGACGUACCCUAACCUCCGUCUAGUCCGGGCCUUCGAAGGUGGUCUUGACCCUAAGAGCUCCGAGGCAGGCUUCAUCCUAACUCACGUCGAUAUGGUCAAGGAGUCGGGUAGCUUGAUCAGUGGUGCUGUUCGGGUUGUUGACGCGCUGGAGAAAGGCGGUCCUCGCUCGGAGAUCAAUGAUGGGUUUAGGGAGAUCCUCAUAGCAAUGGAGAAGAUUGAAGCAUGCAUGGAGGAUAUGUGGGGUAACUCCAAGCCUCAUGAAUACCUCUCCUUCCGUGUCUUCAUUUUCGGCAUCACAAAUCAAUCUAUGUUCCCGAAUGGUGUAGUGUACGACGGCGUCCUAGACAACAAGCCUCUCUACUUCCGUGGUGAGAGCGGUGCCAACGACAGCAUGAUUCCCCUCCUGGACCACCUCUGCCAAAUCCCCAUGCCCUCAACCCCACUUACCAAAAUCCUCCACGAAUUCCGCGCCUACCGCCCUCUCCCUCACCGGGAAUUCCUCGCCUACAUCAACGCCAAAGCAGCGGAAGUGAACGUCCGUGAAUAUGCGGUCAAGGAUGUCGAGACUGCGAUCCUUCUUCUGAAGACGCUGGACCAUGUGAGGAGCUUCCGCUGGCGCCAUUGGUUGUUUGCGCGGGAGUAUAUUAUUCGUAGGACGCCGCAUCCUACUGCCACGGGUGGGAGUCCGAUUGUUACGUGGCUUCCGAACCAGUUGUCUGCGGUCAUGGAUUUGAUGAUCUCCAUCUACGACGAGUAUCUUGCUCCCGCUCUCAAGUCCAACGGGGAGAAGAAUGGGCAUGCGCAGAACGGAUCGUACGAGUCUUACAGCAAGCAAGUUGGGCCGAUGAUGGAACAGGUCCGUGAUCAGAGGGAGAAGUUGGCCAAGGAGGUUGAGCGGUGGUGUAAGGAGAGGGGUGUUUAG
Messenger RNA from Aspergillus chevalieri, 1494 nucleotides. RefSeq names its product indoleamine 2,3-dioxygenase family protein. The transcript has 5 exons. The coding region runs from base 1 to 1494 and encodes 497 amino acids. Gene Ontology annotation, molecular function: metal ion binding; heme binding. The record is from RefSeq and is a predicted model, not a curated record. Lineage: Eukaryota; Fungi; Ascomycota; Eurotiomycetes; Eurotiales; Aspergillaceae.